GUUUCAGGGAACCUGGAUUUAUUCAUCAAAUAAGUUUUCAAGACACGAGUUCAUAAUGGGAGGAGUACGAGCUGUUGCUGCACUGGCGUUCGCCGGAGUUGUUGGCCUCACUUUCCUCGUUCUUGGAUGUGCCCUGCCUAGGUACGGAACAUGGACCCCAAUGUUUGUUAUCACAUUCUACGUUCUUUCGCCGGUACCACUUCUCAUCGCCAGACGCUUCCAAGAAGAUAUGACUGGAACAAAUGCAUGCAUUGAAUUAGCUCUCUUCAUCACCACUGGAAUUGUCAUCUCCGCCUUUGCUCUUCCGAUAGUGCUGGCACAUGCAGGAACGAUAGCAAACAGUGCAUGCUUCCUCGUCAAUACAGGAUCUGUGAUUAUGUUCGGUACAAUUAUUGCAUAUUUCUACUUGCAUCGUGAUGACGACAGUGGAAGCUGGAGCCAGUCUCUGUUCUAAAUCAUUCACUUCACUAUUAAUUUCUUGUCAAGUAAUUGUGAUAGCGAUGUCCGCGUGCUUCCUAAUCUUCAUCGCCAAUUCAAUCAACUUUAGCGUCAUCAUUUUUUACUUCCGCAUUUUCAACGGCGAGGAUAUGAAUGGGAUGUCAUUGUGGUAACAAUCGUCUGGUCAUCAUCUCCUAACUUAUUCUUUUUCGAUUUUCCCUAUAUUCUACUUCGUUACUCUCACUUUCCUCGGUGGAUUCUCAAACAUUGUAUAAAUAUAAAGAAUUGUUCUGUAAAUUUGGCAAAUAAAAGUUACCAAAAUAAAAACUGUAUUAGAC
Molecule: messenger RNA, 776 nt
Organism: Caenorhabditis elegans
Lineage: Eukaryota; Metazoa; Nematoda; Chromadorea; Rhabditida; Rhabditidae
Gene: C30B5.2
Product: Vacuolar protein sorting-associated protein 55 homolog
Exons: 5
Coding region: 56-454 (132 amino acids)
Cellular component (GO): endosome membrane; cytosol
Source: RefSeq, marked reviewed